GCCAACUUCUAGAAUCCUCUUCAUCUCCCCUAAAACCCCUCUUCAUACCCUCGAGGGUUUUUGCGGCCCCCUUUAAUCCAUCACACUCCUUCUUCCGACUAUCGCCUCUCAAUUGAACAGAAUUUCUUUUUAGGGUUUUCAGUGUUAUGGCUCCUGUUUUGAGCAGAAGUUUAACCCCGGCUUCUGUAGCCUCACUCCCUUAUUCUCCACUCUUUUCAUCUAGAAACAACACCCAUAAUCGUCUGUCUUUGAGAAGUGCGUUUUUCCAUCAAAAUGAAUUGAAAAACAGCAGCUUUUCUUGCUCUGGGCUUAAGUGGAAAGUCGACAAAAGAGGUAGUAGUGUCGUGGUGAAGUGCGAGGCUUCGGCCGUUGCUGAAAAAGAAGCCCCUGAGGCUUCCGGCGAGAAGCAUGAAUACCAAGCGGAGGUUUCUCGCUUAAUGAAUCUGAUAGUUCAUAGUUUAUACAGCCACAAAGAAAUUUUCCUCAGGGAGCUUGUGAGUAAUGCAAGUGAUGCUCUUGAUAAGCUGCGAUUCUUAAGUGUAACGGAUCCCUCAUUACUUGGAGAUGCUGGUGAGCUUGAAAUUCGAAUUAAACCUGAUCCAGAAAAAGGGACAAUCACAAUAUCAGACACUGGUAUUGGAAUGACCAAAGAAGAACUAAUAGACUGUCUUGGAACCAUUGCUCAAAGUGGAACUUCAAAGUUCUUGAAUGCUCUCAAGGAAAACAAGGAUCUUGGAAAUGAUAACAGUUUGAUUGGUCAAUUUGGUGUUGGGUUCUAUUCGGCUUUCCUGGUUGCUGAAAAGGUGAUUGUUUCCACCAAGAGUCCAAGGUCAGACAAGCAAUACAUUUGGGAAGCAGCAGCUGAGAGUAGUUCAUAUGUAAUUAGAGAAGAAACUGAUCCUGAAAAACAGAUUCGUAGAGGAACAGAAAUAACACUCUUUUUAAAGGAUGAUGACAAAUAUGAGUUCACUGAGCCAAGUAGAGUUCAGGGUUUGGUGAAAAACUACUCACAGUUUGUUUCUUUCCCGAUUUUCACAUGGCAAGAGAAAUCAAGAACAGUUGAGGUAGAGGAGGAAGAACCAAAAGAAGGUGAAGAAACACCAUCAGAGGGUGAGAAGAAGAAGAAAACAAAAACUGAAAAAUACUGGGAUUGGGAAUUGGCCAAUGAGACAAAACCAAUAUGGAUGAGGAAUCCUAAAGAAAUUGAAAAAGAUCAAUACAGUGAGUUUUACAAGAAGACAUUCAAUGAGUUUCUUGAUCCUCUUGCACACACUCAUUUCACCACAGAGGGUGAAGUGGAGUUUAGAAGUGUGAUUUACAUCCCUGGAAUGGCUCCAAUGAACAAUGAAGAUGUAGUAAAUCCCAAAACAAAAAAUAUUCGUCUUUAUGUGAAACGUGUAUUCAUUUCAGAUGAUUUUGAUGGUGAACUUUUUCCAAGAUACUUGAGCUUUGUAAAGGGUGUGGUGGAUUCAAAUGAUCUUCCACUCAAUGUUUCACGAGAAAUUCUUCAAGAAAGUCGAAUUGUAAGAAUAAUGAGAAAGAGACUUGUUAGGAAGACUUUUGACAUGAUUCAAGAACUUGCAGAUAGUGAAAACAAAGAGGAUUAUAGGAAGUUUUGGGAGAAUUUUGGCAAGUUUGUGAAGUUAGGAUGCAUUGAAGACACUGGAAAUCACAAAAGAAUAACACCAUUGUUGAGAUUUUUCUCAUCUAAAAGUGAAGAGGAAUUAAUAAGUCUAGAUCAGUAUAUUGACAACAUGGAUGAGAAACAAAAUGCAAUAUAUUAUAUUGCAACUGACAGCUUGCAAAGUGCCAGGUCAGCACCUUUCUUGGAGAAAUUAGUGCAGAAGGAUAUUGAGGUGUUGUAUUUAGUGGAGCCUAUUGAUGAGGUGGCAAUUCAGAAUCUUCAGACUUAUAAAGAGAAGAAGUUUGUAGAUGUCAGCAAGGAAGAUCUAGAGCUUGGUGACACAGAUGAGGUUAAAGAAAGAGAAAGUAAGCAAGAGUAUAUCCUUCUUUGUGAUUGGAUGAAGCAACAACUUGGUGAUAAAGUAGCAAAAGUACAAAUCUCAAGUCGUUUGAGCUCUUCCCCUUGUGUCCUUGUCUCUGGAAAAUUUGGCUGGUCUGCUAAUAUGGAAAGGCUAAUGAGAGCACAAACACUUGGUGACACAUCAACCUUGGAAUUCAUGAGAGGAAGAAGAAUAAUGGAAGUCAACCCUGAUCAUCCAAUCAUCAAGGACUUAAACGCUGCAUGUAAAAAUGCACCAGAAAGUACUGAAGCAAAAAGGGCUGUGGAGUUGUUAUAUGAAACGGCUUUGAUCUCUAGUGGAUUCACUCCUGAUAGUCCGGCGGAAUUGGGGGGAAAGAUUUAUGAGAUGAUGGCGGUGGCUCUUGGCGGGAGGUGGGGACGAGUGGAGGAAAGUGAGGAGGCGGGUGAAACGUCGGAAUCAGCUCCGGAAUCGGAAUCGGAAUCAACCGAGACGGAAGUGGUGGAGCCCUCGGAAGUUAGGACAGAGGCUGAUCCAUGGAGUACUUGAUUCGGUUUUAUUUAAAUAGAAAACUUAAGUUGUUAGAAAGGCAGAGAGAGUGGUUGGUUUCCAUUUGGAAUUUGGAAGGAGGGAGGGAGUAUAAAUUUUGGACUCAAUUUGUGACAAAAAUGUUCUUAUUUAUCGAUUAUCUAAAGUGACCUUUUAGCA
Messenger RNA from Lactuca sativa (garden lettuce), 2690 nucleotides. It is a transcript of the gene CR88, whose product is annotated as Chaperone protein htpG family protein. Gene Ontology annotation, molecular function: ATP binding; ATP hydrolysis activity; ATP-dependent protein folding chaperone. The record is from RefSeq and is a predicted model, not a curated record. Lineage: Eukaryota; Viridiplantae; Streptophyta; Magnoliopsida; Asterales; Asteraceae. Gene Ontology annotation, biological process: protein folding.